This is a messenger RNA of Melospiza melodia melodia, 2023 nucleotides long. It is a transcript of the gene PRORP, whose product is annotated as protein only RNase P catalytic subunit. Bases 1 to 1761 code for a protein of 586 amino acids. Gene Ontology annotation, biological process: mitochondrial tRNA 5'-end processing; tRNA 5'-leader removal. The transcript has 7 exons. The record is from RefSeq and is a predicted model, not a curated record. NCBI's taxonomy places the organism in Eukaryota, Metazoa, Chordata, Aves, Passeriformes, Passerellidae. Gene Ontology annotation, molecular function: ribonuclease P activity; protein binding. Gene Ontology annotation, cellular component: mitochondrion; mitochondrial ribonuclease P complex.
AUGGCACUCUUUUCUCAAACGAGUCAGGGUUUUCAGGCUUUGCUGUGGAAAUGUCACAUGUUCUGGCCCAUCUCAAGAUGCCGACAACUGUUUGCUGCCUCUUUCAGCAUCCCUAAUAGGGAAAAAAUUAACUCUUUCAGUUCUGUGACAUCUUCCAGCACUGCUUUACCAGUGGACCCCAAAGAAACUGAUGCCUUACCUGCCAAGAAAAGGUCUGAAAUUGAUUGCAAAGAAGGAAAAGGAUGGGAUGAGGAAACCAAAGAAAUACCUGAAGAGAAAUUCCGCUUUCCUUCCUCUGUUGGAGCUGCAAAGAAAUGGUCAAUGAGUCCUGUUGUGUCAAGGCAUCGGUUUAGCAACGUACAACCUCCAGAAAAACCUUUGCAGGAUGAGGAGUGGAACAAACUAAGGGAAGAUUUCCAAUCCCCUGAAAUAUUUGAAGAGGUGAUGCUGAACAGUAUGAUCAGGUGCAACAGCCCCAUUGAUGUGGCCAAGUCCUUGCUGACGCACCUGGCAAAGCGCAACGGUGACAUUGCCUACAACAUGCUGGUCAAGUACCUGACCCUCUGCGUGCAGCAGGGACAGGUGGCAGAAAUCUGUGAUGUGUACGACAUCAUGAGAGCCAGGUUCAAGAUGUUAGAAAGUGGGGCUUACAGCCUUCUAAUCAGGGGCUUGAGCAAUUCAGAUCAGUGGAGAAUGGCCUUGACUGUUUUGGAAGAAGUAAAAAAGAUUAUGAUUCCCUCACGGACGUGCUAUGAAGCUUGUAUCAAAGCAGCCAGCCGUCACCAAGAGAUGAAACUGGCCUUUGAACUGUACAGUGAGAUGUUGGCUAAAGAUGUGGUCCCAACCUUGCACGUCCUGCAGUCGUUUUUUGACUUCAGCAGGGGUAUGAAAGGUGCUGAGCUACAAAAAGAGCUCUUUGGUGUCCUCUUAUAUUUGAGAGAGAACCAAAUAUACCCUCACAGAACAUUUAUGCAGAGUAUAAAGCUAUGGUUUGAAAGUUUACCAGGAGGGAACUGGAGAGGACGCCUGACCAAAAUUAAAGACAGUGGACAAUGCCCAGUUUGCAACCAUCAGCUGGAGGACAGUAACCUCACUGAAGAGGAAUACAGUCAUCUCAGUGAGAGAAUAAUGAAGGACGUGAUACAUGGAGCUGACACUUUUAGAAAGACAAGUCCACAGGAAUUGGAGGCCUUUCAAACAUUUGUUGAAAAUCGACUUCCGUUUGAUAUUGUUAUUGAUGGACUGAAUGUUUCCCACAUAAAAUCCAGAAAGAUGCAGUGUGAAAAUCUGUUUGAUGCUAUCAACUGCCUGGCAAAGGAGAAUGCCCGGUUGCUUGUGCUGGGCCGCAAACAUAUGCUGACAAACUCUUCAAAUUGGAAAAGAGAAAUUAUGAAGGAGAUGCAGAGUAAGGCAGACUUCUUCUUUGCUGAAAAUAUCUCUGAAGAUGACCCCUUCUUGCUGUAUGCCACUCUCCGCUCGGGCAAGCACUGCCGGUUUGUCAGCAGGGACUUCCUGCGGGACCACAAGGCCUGUCUGUCCGACAGCGUGACACGCCACCUGUUCCGCAAGUGGCAGCGCGGCCACCAGAUUGUGUUCUUCCCUGCUGCAGCAGGAAGGAGCAUCAAUUUCUUGCCAGCUUUGCGUUACGACUGUGUGGUACAGACCACAGGUGAUACAUGGCAUAUUCCCUAUAAAGAUGUUUUUGAGGAAAAAUAUUCAUAUCAAAUACCAAGAAAAUGGCUCUGCAUUCACCAGAAAUGAUGAAGAAUGUAAUUGGAUAAGCUGAAGCGCCCUCUUUUUUUUUUUUUUUUAAUUAAAUCUCUGUUGCUGGCUAGGAGAAUUCAGCAGGACAGUUAUGGGGUGAGGUGUGUUACUAAAGAAAAUUGAGUGACUGCUUUUGACAAAAUCAUUCCUGCAUACAUCUCUUAACACCAACAGUGGUGGUCCAGUGGGGGUGAAUUAUGUCCAUUAUUUUUACAGGCAAUUUUUGAUUUGAAUUAAAACUUGCUUUUUCCUGUUGGAA